AUGCUGUUAUUAGUGUCAGCAAAUGGUAUGGCACUUGUUAAGGUCACAAAUUCAUUGGAUGGAAAUUUGGACUUAACAAUUUAUUGCAACAAUCUUGAUCCUACACCUCACCUUAUUCACCCUGGUACUUCCUAUGAGUUGAAUAGUUCUGGUGGUAACUCGUUUCGAAAGCCACCAUUCUUUUGUUUCUUCCAAUGGAAAGGUGCAUUUCACAACUUUGAUAUGUGCGUGCCAAGUCAGGGUGGAGGUUGCCAACAGUGCAAUUGGUUGAUAAGUCAAGUUGGACCAUGUAGGUACCAAGUGUCAGCAAAAAAUGGUAUGGCACUUGUUAAGGUCACAAAUUCAUUGGAUGGAAAUUUGGACUUAACAAUUUAUUGCAACAAUCUUGAUCCUACACCUCACCUUAUUCACCCAGUCAGGGUGGAGGUUGCCAACAGUGCAAUUGGUUGA
Sphenostylis stenocarpa is the source of this 450-nucleotide messenger RNA. Lineage: Eukaryota; Viridiplantae; Streptophyta; Magnoliopsida; Fabales; Fabaceae. The record is from the annotation of a GenBank genome assembly.